This is a messenger RNA of Aspergillus nidulans FGSC A4, 1194 nucleotides long. RefSeq names its product FPP/GGPP synthase family protein. Gene Ontology annotation, molecular function: dimethylallyltranstransferase activity; geranylgeranyl diphosphate synthase activity; (2E,6E)-farnesyl diphosphate synthase activity. The record is from RefSeq and is a predicted model, not a curated record. Lineage: Eukaryota; Fungi; Ascomycota; Eurotiomycetes; Eurotiales; Aspergillaceae. Gene Ontology annotation, biological process: isoprenoid biosynthetic process; terpenoid biosynthetic process. The coding region runs from base 1 to 1194 and encodes 397 amino acids. The transcript is spliced from 4 exons.
AUGUCACCCCCACUUGACUCUGCCCUGGAGCCACUGUCCGAAUACAAGGAAACAGCCUUUCCCAGAACUGAAAAAGACCCGUCGCAGUACAAAGAGCACGACCUUGUAACGCCUGAAAAAGAAAUCCAGACUGGGUACUUUUCGCCGCGUGGAAGCCACAGCAGCCACGGUUCUCACGACUCCAGCGCCUCCUCCAAUAUCAGCCUCGACGACGCCCGGAUGUCAGAUGUGAACAAUUCGCCAAAUGUAUUCCAUGACGACCCAGAUACGAUCGACGAGAAGUUGUCGAUGUACUGGAAGGCGGCGAAUGAAACGGUGAUUAGAGAGCCGUAUGACUACAUCGCUGGGAUCCCAGGCAAAGAGAUCCGCCGAAAGCUCUUGGAGGCCUUCAACCACUGGUACAAAGUUGACGAACAGUCGUGCCAGGCUAUUGCAACCACUGUUGGUAUGGCACACAAUGCAUCCCUGCUCAUCGACGAUAUUCAAGACAGUUCCAAGCUCCGAAGAGGUGUUCCAUGCGCACAUGAAGUGUUUGGCAUCGCCCAGACCAUUAACUCCGCCAACUAUGUCUACUUUCUGGCGCAAAACCAGCUGUUUAGACUGCGGAGCUGGCCCCAGGCAAUUUCGGUAUUCAACGAAGAAAUGGUCAAUUUGCACCGCGGUCAAGGCAUGGAGCUAUUCUGGCGGGAUAACCUGCUGCCUCCGUCCAUGGAUGACUAUCUGCAGAUGAUCGCUAACAAGACAGGUGGACUGUUUCGGAUGAUAGUGCGGCUGCUCCAGACAAGCAGCAGACAGGUCAUUGACGUCGAGCAGUUGGUGGAUGUUCUUGGGCUUUACUUUCAGAUCCUCGACGACUACAAGAAUAUCAGAGAAGAGAAGAUGGCCGCCCAGAAAGGGUUCUUCGAAGACCUGACGGAGGGCAAAUUCUCGUUCCCCAUUUGCCAUGCAAUCGGAGAAGGGGCCAAGAACAGAACUGCUCUGCUCCAUAUGUUGAGGCUCAAAACGGAUGACAUGAAGAUCAAGCAAGAAGCAGUCUGCAUACUGGACAAUGCUGGCAGUUUAGAUUACACGCGAGAGGUGCUUUACGGGCUGGACAGGAAGGCUCGCAGUCUGCUUCGGGAGUUCAAGACUCCGAACCCUUUCAUGGAGGCUCUUUUGGAUGCAAUGUUGAGCAGCCUUCAGGCAUGCCAUUGA